CUACUUUCUUAAAUGGAGUUUUAUGCUUCUUUCCCGGAACGGUUUUGAUCCUCCACACCCUGCAGUUGUCAAGAUGAGAGAGUUUGUUGUUUUAAUUUUAUCUGUACUUCUGCACAAAUAAAGAGAGCCUUCAAGAGCUGACGUCUCAGGGACUAUCGGAAGAAAGCCAAGGGCUUGCUUUCUCUGCCAGAAUCAUUAUACAUUAUUAAACUGUAGAACACCCAUUUUGAGCAACAGUUUUAUGAGAAAAUAGCAGCAGCUAAACUCUAUCAAUCCUUAAAAUUGCUGUUUAUGAAGCAAAAAAGGUACCGGCUAUAUUUGAAUUUUGUAAUCACACAAGAUGAGGGUCUGUGAUACCCAUUAUUUGGGGUAUAAUGUGAUAGCCGUUAGAGUUGUUGAUUAGGUUUGAACCCAGGAUUUAGUGGCUAAAGAUUGCUGAUCCUGUCUGGAAUUCACACAACAAUCAAUAUGAAGACUGAAUAAUGCGAACCUUUAGAUCUCUCUUGGACUGUGAAGGUUUCUGUCUGUGAUUUUAAAACAAUGCCUUGGCAUGAGAACAGAACACCACUCUUAUACUUCCUUGGGCUAAAGAAUUUUCAGUAGCUGGUGCUUCUGGUCUGACUUCUCACUUUCAGCUUAAUGCCUCUAGAUUACAGCUCCUCCUCGCAAGUGAAGCAGGACGUGAUCAGCGGCAAGAUACGAGGCUACCAGGCUGUCCUGGUUUGUGAUGGUUUUCCUCUUCAGUUCAGCAAAGAGCAAAAGCAGGAGAGUGCAGAAGUAGCACUCGUGUUUCAAAGCAGGGAGGAACUCAAAAAAAACAAACCAAAGGACAAAGAUUGGCACACCUCUAAAGAAGAAGCCAAAAAAAAGAAAUCGAAGAUCAUAUUCUUCAUCUAUCCAGCGCUAUGUCUCGCCCUACACACAGAAGACCAGAAUACCGUAAAAUAAACAAAGAUCUUUUCGUCCUCACCUAUGGAGCUCUGGUUGCCCAACUGUGUAAGGAUUAUGAGAAAGAUGAAGAUGUGAAUAAAUAUUUAGAUAAGAUGGGAUAUGGCAUUGGAACACGGCUGGUGGAGGACUUUUUGGCUCGCUCUUGUGUAGGAAGAUGCCAUAGCUAUUCAGAAAUCACAGACAUAAUUGCCCAGGUUGCUUUCAAGAUGUACUUGGGAAUUACACCAAGUGUGACCUGUAACAAUUCAAGCAGAAACGAAUUUUCCCUGAUUCUAGACAAGAAUCCUCUGGUGGAGUUUGUGGAAGAGCUCCCCGCUGGACGGUCUUCUCUGUGCUACUGUAAUUUACUCUGUGGGAUUAUCAGAGGUGCCCUGGAAAUGGUUCAUUUGGCUGCUGAUGUUACAUUUUUGCAAGACAGACUAAAAGGCGACAGUGUGACAGAAAUAGGAAUAACAUUUCUGAAAAAGCCAGAGGAGAAAAAAUAUAGACGGAAAAAAUAGGAGAAAAAAAUAUAGAUGGUAAAAAUGAAGAAUAGCGUGCAAAAUGCCACAGGGUGGCUAGUUGAGCAGUUAAUGUUAGCUAAACAUAUACAGCCAUAGAAAUUUUGAAUUGCUUAAUAACAUGGGCUUUAAAAGGCUUAUAGAUCAGCCAGAAAUUUGAAAUGUAGAGCACUAGGAUUUAGAGCUGUCUUUUUUCUUUGCCUAUAAAUCACACAUUCGCAAUCUCAUGUCCACGAGAUUUCAUAUAUAAAUAACUCCCUGUAAGAUGGCAAACAUGAAAUCCACAUAUUACGUAGUCCAUGCAAAGAGAAUCUACUCAUUUCACUUAUUAUUGUAAGGAAAAAAAAAAGCAUACCACCUAUACAGUUGAUCUAUUUAUCCCUUCUCGUUGGAAGAAUGGAUGAAAUGAUACACUAUAGAAUUCCUACAUAGAAACAGUUUCUAGUACCAUAUAUUGCACUCUCUAUAGAAACAAUGCCAUUUGUAACACUUUUCCAUAUUCUUGAGAAACUAUGGAUGUGAUUUUUCUCAUAUAUUGGCUUGGCUUAUAGCUUCAGCCUCCUGAAGCUACUCUUGGCUUGUAAUUAACAAGACAAGCUAUUUAUUUGGAUGUUAAUUCUAAACAUUUAAAAAUAGCAUCUCAUUUUAAUUCAUUUAAUUUUUAGACAGCAGGUAUUAACCAAAUUCCUUCGUUUUCUCAUGAAAUGUUAGUGAUGAUCAGGCCAGGAGAUCUCUAAAAUGAGAGGUAAACCAUAUUCUUUGAGAAUACUUUCUUACCCCAAAGGUUAUUCAGUUACAAUUUUUGCUAUCAUUUUUAUCCCCUAAAAUCUUACAGGUAUGUUUUGUCUGUGACCAGAACAUAUUUACAAUUCAAAAUGUACUGGGUAAAAUAAACAGUACUCUUUACCAGACUUUGGCAUUCAAAGGCAGCCUUUACAGCAGUCCAGAGUCUGCUAGGCUCUGCAGUGGACUCAAAUUACAAGUAAAAGUAACAAUUAGUGUGGCACCAUCAGGUAAAACUGGUGUUAAGUGAUAUAUGCUAGUGAUAGACCACAACUAGGACUCAGGAGCCUGAAGCUACAGAGCCGGUUCCAUUUCUAGUGGCUUCAGCUGAUCCUGACUAGCUGCCGAUCCUGAGCAAGGCAUAUCAUCUCUUAUUCUCUCUCUCGCUCUGUAAAGUGAAACGAUUGGACACGAUGAAUAUCUAAAAUUAUAUCAGUGAAUUUAAAUGACAUCAAUAACCACUGAAAUUCCAUAUUUGGGGACUUUAGAAGACUAUGAAGAAAUUAUUUGUUCCCUACCUACCCAUCUAUCUCUUCAAAAGGACAUUGAGGUGGGUACUAAGGACCAAAUAGGGCCCCUGGAGCAGGUGCAGCAUCGGGGAAGAAACUUCAAGCCAGUUGCACAGAAGGCCAGGAGUCGAAUCUGGAAGAAGAAAAUGUCUGCUAUCAUAAGGGAUAUCGCAAUGCCAUGUACUUUAACUGAGGCCUCCAAGAAGAAUGUUUGCCUACAGUCCAUCCCAAAUCUUCUUUUCAGGAUGUUUCCAUCUUCUGCUCAGUUUCCUCUUUCUUCUUUAUAGUACACUCACCCCUCCAGGAGCCCAAGAUAUUCAUGUCUAAGGGCCUCUCUCUUAAAUCAGCCUCCCACUAGCCCUCUUGAAAAUGCUCCAUGCCCUGGAAUGUUCUCUACCUGUCUACACCUUCCUCUCUUUUCUCUCCCAACCCAGCCAUCAAAACUCACUUGGCCCAAUUUCUUCAUGACCUACCCCUUUGAAAGCAGCUUAAUCUGAUUCUCUCAGUGAUGCUGAGUGUUGGAACUGGUGCUGGUUUCAGGAUGAGAUUUGUUCUCCAUGUCUUUUUUUCCCUCACUCUGGAGAGGGAGGGCAGUCUGUCAGCAUUGAACUUAUGCUAUGAAAGGUGACCUGUAUAACCAAGAGAGUGGCUUGUUUGUAUUCAAUAGGCAUCCCAUCGUGAAGAAUGUGAGAAUCUGGAAAGUGCUGUCCAUUAAAAUUAUGAAAGCCACAUCUAUAAGUUUUCCAACAGCCAUAUUAAAGAGUAAAAAGAAACAGCUGACAUUAAUUUUAAUAGUAUAUUUCAUUUAGACUAAUUAUCCAAAUAUUAUUAUUUCAACAUUUAGUCAAUAAAUUAUU
Equus quagga is the source of this 3600-nucleotide messenger RNA. RefSeq names its product trafficking protein particle complex subunit 3L (gene TRAPPC3L). NCBI's taxonomy places the organism in Eukaryota, Metazoa, Chordata, Mammalia, Perissodactyla, Equidae. Gene Ontology annotation, cellular component: cis-Golgi network membrane; cytosol; TRAPP complex. The transcript is spliced from 5 exons. The record is from RefSeq and is a predicted model, not a curated record. Gene Ontology annotation, biological process: intra-Golgi vesicle-mediated transport; endoplasmic reticulum to Golgi vesicle-mediated transport. Bases 906 to 1451 code for a protein of 181 amino acids.